Messenger RNA from Salpingoeca rosetta, 2032 nucleotides. RefSeq lists its product as uncharacterized. The transcript is spliced from 3 exons. Gene Ontology annotation, molecular function: DNA-binding transcription factor activity, RNA polymerase II-specific; RNA polymerase II cis-regulatory region sequence-specific DNA binding. Lineage: Eukaryota; Choanoflagellata; Craspedida; Salpingoecidae. The record is from RefSeq and is a predicted model, not a curated record. The coding region runs from base 472 to 1320 and encodes 282 amino acids. Gene Ontology annotation, cellular component: nucleus. Gene Ontology annotation, biological process: regulation of transcription by RNA polymerase II.
GCUUGUGGUGUGGUUGUUUGUGUUUUCCGUGAGUCAACAGCACCCACCCCGCACGUCCUUCCUUGCUUCCUUGCUUGCCUGUCUCCUUGCUUGUUGUUGGAUUGUUGUUGUGACUCAACAGGACACACACGAGCCUCGUGACCUUGCAGCACCCCCAGUUUGCACUGUCGCAAACGGUUGUGUCGUAUCAAAAGGACACCAGCAGGUGUUUUCGUUUCGCUUUCCUCUUCUUUGUGUGUGACCACGCCUUUGUUGUUGUCCACAAAACAAGCGAGGGCACUUGCCUGUCCGACUGUCCGAUUAAUACUGUCGUCGUUGAGUGUUUCUUUGUUGUUGUGUUGUGCCGUUGUUAUUGUUGUUGCUGCUGCUGCUGUUGUGUUGAGUGUUUCUUUGUUGUCGUUGUUAUCGUCAUCGUCAUUGACUGUUGUGGUCUUCCUCAACGAUCGUUACCAUCGCCACUCUGCCGCCACAAUGGACUGGUCAGAGUCGCUGCGAGACCUUGAAGUCUUCAGCAAUAACAAACCAGAGGAGCUCACCGUCACCCUUGAAGUUCAGGACCCGAGCGCAGCGCAGGACUUUAUGGCGCUGCUGGAUGGCGAUGCCCUUCGCAGCGCUUCACAGACGCCGCCAAACGACGGCGAUCCGUCCCACCCUGGCGCCAACUCAGACCUCAUCACACUCCCCAUGGCAGAGUUUGGCGGGCCAGCCUCAGCCACAGCGCCAGCAACGUCAUUGGCAGAGCAAGCAGCAGGCCUCUCGUCAGCAUCAGCAGCAAGCAGUGACGCCAGACCGGCAGGUGAGGGCGCGAACGGGACAUCCGCGCCCACGUUUGCAACGCCAACACCAUCGCCGUCGUCGUCCUCAUCGUCGGCAACAACAGCAGCGUCCAUGGCAACCGUGCUGCCGACGCUCUCCCAUCCAUACCACCACCACCACCAGCAGCAGCAGGACGACACGUCAUCUGGGGGUGAGGAGCCCGCACGCAAGCGCUCAAAGGACGAUGUGCCGUUGACAGACGAAGAGAAGAAGAGGCGCCGGCGCGAAAAAAACCGGAUAGCAGCACAGCGGUGCCGGCAGCGCCGCCUGGAUCGCAUCCGCACGCUGGAGGCCGCGUCCGAGGAACAGAAACGCAUCAACGACUCUCUUCGCGCGCGCAUUGCUGAGCUCAACACAAAGGUCGCCACCCUGCAGGCAUCCCUCCAGAAGCACAAUUGCAAGCUGAAGGGGGAUGAUGGUGGUGGUGAUGGUGAUGAUGGUGUGGAUGAGAAGAGGAGUGGGGGUGAUAGACAACGAGCAGCGAAGCAGAAUGAGAAGAGCUAGGCGCGUUGGCCCAUGCAUGUGCGUGCAUGUGUGUGCGUGCGUGUGCGCACUUUCGUGUGUCGUGUUAUGUUACCCCUUUUUUGUUUUUGUUGUGGUUGUCAUCAUAGCGCAUUGGUUACUGCGCCCUCCCAGUUGAUGUGAAGGAGCGAGUGUGGAGCCGUGUCACUUUAACUUACCUGGUAUUCGCGUUGGUGUUUUGCGAGCGUGCACGUUUGUACAUAUAUAUGAAAACCCGCACGCGUGCUUGUUACAUUCCUUUUGUCGUGGUGAUGAUUUUGUUUUGCUGCGGCUGUUUGUGUGAUAGCUGCACGUGCCUCUGUGCGUCCAAUGUUUGCUGUUGACGCUGCUCAUUGUGCGUCUUGUGGAUGUUGUGGAUGUUGUGUUUGUGCACAGCCCUGUGGUGCUGCUUUCUGUCCAAGUGUUGCGUGUUUGCGGAUAUAGCCGAGCCACGCCUUCUCUUUGCUCUCCUUCUCCCCUCUGCUUGUGUUACCCAUUUUUUCUUCAAUUCAGCCUUGCGUUGACACCGCGCGCGCUUUUGGAGUGUCGCACGACUCAACUCGGCAUUCACAUGCUGCGUGAACGCGUGCUAUUGACAUGUGUUGACAUGUGCAUAUGUUUGCAUGUGUGGACAUUUGAUAUGAGUCCGUGUGGGCACAUGCCACAUGCUUCCCUUGUGGGUGGUGUGUGUGUGUGUGUGUGUGUGUGUGUGUGU